AUGAUGCACAUGACCUUCUACUGGGGCACCAGCGUCACUCUGCUAUUCGAUUCAUGGAAGACGGACUCAUUGUUCAGUUACUCCCUCACCUUAAUCGCUUGCCUCCUUUUCUCCGUCUUCUACCAAUACAUGGAAGAUCGCCGUCUCCGAUUCAAGCUCCUCUCUUCCUCCGCCGUUAGCAACAACACCGAUGGAGCUGUGGACGCCACUCCUCUCCUUAAAACCAAGAUAUUCGCCCGCGGUGGCCGGUGGAGUCUAGGGAGGUUUACCGGAUCCGUACUCUUCGGGAUUAACUCCGCGCUUGGUUACUUCCUUAUGCUCGCGAUCAUGUCGUUCAACGGCGGUGUGUUUGUCGCCAUCGUUGUCGGACUUGCUAUCGGGUAUUUGUUGUUUAGGAGCGGCGAUGAUGAGCAAGUCGUGGUUGUUGAUAAUCCAUGCGCGUGUGCUUGA
Messenger RNA from Lactuca virosa, 450 nucleotides. The record is from the annotation of a GenBank genome assembly. Lineage: Eukaryota; Viridiplantae; Streptophyta; Magnoliopsida; Asterales; Asteraceae.